Mytilus trossulus (common blue mussel) is the source of this 4253-nucleotide messenger RNA. Its product is annotated as P2X purinoceptor 4-like. Gene Ontology annotation, cellular component: nuclear inner membrane; plasma membrane. Gene Ontology annotation, biological process: calcium ion transmembrane transport; response to ATP. Lineage: Eukaryota; Metazoa; Mollusca; Bivalvia; Mytilida; Mytilidae. The record is from RefSeq and is a predicted model, not a curated record. The transcript is spliced from 12 exons. Gene Ontology annotation, molecular function: purinergic nucleotide receptor activity; ATP binding; extracellularly ATP-gated monoatomic cation channel activity. Bases 29 to 1297 code for a protein of 422 amino acids.
AUACCGGUGGAAACUGAAAGUAGGAACUAUGGGCAGUAUUUGCAAUAAGGCUGUUGGUGUAUUUUUCGAGUAUGACACGCCGAGAAUAGUUCAUAUUCGUAGCAAAAAAGUCGGCGUGAUAAAUCGCCUGCUUCAGUUAAUAAUUAUUGGAUAUGUUAUUGGAUAUGCUAUAGUGUAUAAAAAAGGUUACCAGGAGAAUGAUGCAGUGCAGAGUGCUGUCACAACAAAGUUGAAGGGUGUGGUCUAUGUCAAUCAAUCACAGUAUCCAGAUAUAACAACAUCUGUUUGGGAUGUUGCUGAAUAUGUUGUCCCUCCACAGGAGAAUAAUGCAUUUUUUGUGAUAACAAAUUUGAUAGAAACACCUAAACAGACAAUUGGUAUUUGUAUUGAGGAUCCUAAGGUGUUAGGUUCAAACUGUACAACAUCCAGUCAAUGUCCGGCAGGAAAAGUUCUCCCAGCUGGAAAUGGUUUAUUAACAGGAGAAUGUAAUACAACAGCUGGGCUUUGUUUUAUACGAGCAUGGUGUCCUGUAGAAAAUGGUGCUGCAAAAGCACCUGACCCACCAGCACUUCUAGGAUCAAAAGAUUUUACAGUGUUUAUUAAAAACAAUAUACAAUUUCCCAAGUUUAAAGUAAAAAGGAGAAACCUUUUAGAUUUCUUUAAUGAUUCAAUGUUGGCAAGUUGUCGAUUUAAUCUCAACCACCCAGCUGAUCAGUAUUGUCCAAUUUUCAUACUGAAUGAUAUUGUUUCUCUAACAGGAAGUAGCUACAAAGAAAUGGCACUCUUGGGUGGCGUUAUAGAAAUUCAGAUACAGUGGAACUGUAACUUAGAUCUCAGUGUUUCUGAAUGUGUCCCGAAAUACAUGUUCAGACGUCUUGAUAGCUCUGAUUAUAAAAUAUCUAAAGGAUAUAACUUCAGAUAUGCUAAAUAUUAUAAGGAAAAUGAUGUAGAGUUCAGGACAUUAUUUAAAGCCUAUGGUAUUAAAUUCAUCCUGUCUGUGACCGGAGAAGCUGGUAAAUUCAAUUUUGAGCCUUUUAUGAUCAAUGUUGGUAGUGGAUUGGCUUUGCUGAGUAUAGCUACAGUUGUUUGUGAUAUAGUGGUAUUAUAUUUCCUGAAGGCUAGAAAUCUUUACAAAGAUAAGAAAUACUUACAAGUGGUUGGAGAUGAUGCUUAUAAGCCAAUUGUAACUGAUCGAAGUCCAAUACUAGCGGAAGAGAUUAGAGCUCCAACAUACAAUGAUACACCACAUAGUAAUACUAAUAACUUUACCAAAUAUAGAUCACUGGAUAGUGAUUAGCAACUGGACGGCCAAAAUGAAGAGGACAAAUCUGAAUGAACUUUACAUUCCAUUGGUGAAGAAAGGAUAUUAACUUCGCAUAUAAAUAGUGCCAUAUUAUUUUCAACAUUUUGGUAGAUUACUGGAGAAAAAAGUCAAAGAAUUCUGCAUGGAUUAGUGCCUAGUGCAAUAAAAUCCAACAAACUGUGGAUUCAUUAUUAUUCGUUUGAUACCAAUUUUCGUGGGUUUCAUGGGUACAGGUGAACUACAAGUCUACAUUUAAAAAAAAAACAUAUUUUCAAUUGGCUUGUAUACAGAGAUUGGCAAAACCACAAAAUUAAAUAGUUAAUACCCAUGAAUAUGCAAGUUUUCUGCAAUCCACGGAAAUUGAUACCCACGGAAAUAAAUGAACCCACAGCAGUAUGAUAUUGAAUAUACUCUGUCAAUUUGGUCCUCACAUUGAUAUUUUUAUACGAACAUGUCACAAAAAGAAAAAUGUAUAUUUAUAAAUUUUAUAUGGAAUUUUCAAAGGAGAUGUUAAAAUGCAUUUUAAAGAGUUUAAGUUUCCUAAGCAUUACUUUUUUAAUCUUACAAAAACAGCAAUCAAAAUUAUUAUAAUGUAUAUAUACAGGUGAGCAAUAGACUCCUUUGAGCCUAUACGUUCUCUCUUACAUUCCUUACCAGUAUUUACAAUGUGCACCUCAUUUUUUAUGUUAUUUCUUCAUAGACAGAAAAAAUAUUACAGUUCCUUAAAUAAUUAAAAUAUUUUUUUAUAAUACUAAGAUCACAAAAAACAUAUAUUCUAAUUAUUUAAAAAUUUAAAUAUGAUCAAGGAGAAAUCCUGCAUCUACCAUAUUUGAUUUGGUUUCGAUCUCUGGUACUUACGAAAUUCAAAUAGAAGUAUACUGUUACAUCAAACAAAAUAUAAGUAAUGUUCAUGUCAAAUUGAGUUUCAGAAAUACUUUUGUAUGUUGUAUAGUUACUUAUUGUGUGAUAAAUCAAAUUAAAACAUAAUGGGACUCUUGUUUAAAAUUGUAAUUUAAUAAAUUAGUAGCUUAUGUUCACACAAAUGCUUAAGAAAUAGUACAUGGUAGAGAAGGAAAGCUGAAAUAAAUCAAAUAUGGUAUUAAAUUUCAAAGGGGCAUUAGCUGAUAAAUACAUGUUCACUGAUUUGACAAAAAUUCUUACAUUUCCCUUAUAACAUACUAAAACACAAUUCAAAUUAAUUACAGAAAAGCAAUAAGCAAUGCAUGGACUUGAUAAAAUGCAUCAUUAUUUUGUGUAUAUUUUAGUCCAGAAGCCAUCUAAUUAACCAAAAUUAUCACUUAAUAAAAUGGUAGCUUAUGUUCACACAAAUGCUUAAGUAGUAGUACAUGGUACAGAAGAAAAGCUGAAAUAAAUCAAAUAUGGUAUUAAAUUUCAAAGGGGCAUAAGCUGAUAAAUGCAUGUUCACUGAUUUGACAAAAAUUCUUACAUUUCCCUUAUAACAUUCUAAAACACAAUUCAAAUUAAUUACAGAAAAGCAAUAAGGAAUGCAUGGACUUGAUAAAAUGCAUCAUUAUUUUGUGUAUAUUUUAGUCCAGAAGCCAUCUAAUUAACCACGAAAAUAACCUAUGAAGACAGUCAUAUCACCCAAUAUAAACAUAAAUAUAGAUACGGUUGAUUUAUUCACUUGCAAAUCAAUAAUAUAUCACCAAUGUUUUUGAGUUUAUUUUAAAAUAACAUGUCAACAAACUGCUUAUGAAGAAAUGCUACCUCAAAAUUCCACUUUUAUAAAUACUUGAAACAAGAAGAAUUGUAUCAGCGCUUUUGUCAAAAUGGUCACCUAAUGCCCCUUCAAGCAUCCAUUAUGUUGUUGUCAUUUACAUAAUCAUUUCUAAUGAGUGUGGAUUCAUGAUAUAUUAUUCAGUCAAUUGUAAUUUGUAUAUGUUGGUAUGUUUAAUCUUAAAAUGCAUAAUUUAUGUCCCAAAUAUUCAGAUGAGAUAUUGUUACUCUUGCUUGUUUCUGUCCAUUUUAUUUAAAACUUUUCAGAAUGUUUUUUUGUAAAUUAGAAUUUUAAAUUUACUAGUCUUUUGAAUUUGAUUAAAGCUUAGAUAGAACAGGUGUUCAAAGGCCUAUCACUUAACAAAAUUUUAUGGAGUACUGGACUAUUUACCCCAUACUAUACAACUUAUAUCAGAUUUUAUAUUAUAUCGGUAUAAUAAAUUCUUAAGGAUAUAGUCAGGUGAAUAAAAAAAUAACGAAUUUGAAAUAAUACUCUUAAUCAGAAGGGCAUUUGUUUAAAUAUGUGAUUCUUAAAAAUAAAUGGUGUGAAAAGGCUUACUUGAACUUUUACUUUUAUAUAACUUAUGGAAUAUUAGUGUCUCAAAUUGUAUUUAGCUGCUUUUGUAAAGCAAAAUAAUGUCCUAGGUAUGAAAUAUUGUCCAACAAGACAAUAUAUCAUGACUAUGUACUAUGAAAUUCUGUCCUCACCUAUAAAAUUAUGUCUUGAGAUGGACAAAUUUUCAUAGUGGAAUUUGGUUAUAAUUAUGAAAUGGUGUCUUAAGACAAUAUUUCAUAUGAAAUUUUGUCCAACCGACAAUAUUUCAUGGAGGACAAUAUUUUAUGUUACACUUUAUAGUUAAAAAAAGGCCUAAAGUUUACAUAACUCAAAAGUAAUAUACUAGUCAGGCUGUUAGUACAAAAAUUAGUAUGAAAAACAUGGGACUCACUGUAUGUUUCUUCAGCCUUAUUAGACAUUAACAAAAUGUAUAUCAUUAUAUUUACUUUAAUAGCAUUUUAUAAGUGGGAUUCAAAAGAUCAUAUCAUUAAUAUUCCAUCAAAGAUAUCUGUGAUUUGUAAUUUUAUAUAAUAUUUUGAUAUGUAUCCAUAAUUUGUUAACGUCUGUUAUAUGUAAAAUGUUUGUAUAUUUACUAUUGUAAAUAUUGUUUGUAUUUCAUGUCAGUUCACUUUGACAAUAAAAUCGUGAUUACAAUCA